AUGCUGGUCCUUUCAAGUGUCAUACACAAUAUUCUUUCGGCGGAAAAGCCUUCUGUAGAUGAUGUGGAGAAGAACGAAGAGGAGGUUUCUCGUACAGAAGACCCCAGCACUCCUCUCCAGAGUAAACCAACCAGCAUUCCACUCUCUGGAGAAUCUGUCUUUCUGGACGACUCGAAACUUCCUGACACCCACACUUAUCGUUUGCUUCCCAUAUUUUCUGGAAUCAUGAUACCCUUCUCCAUCAUGCUUUCUAUUCCUAGUCUGACCGGGCACUGGUAUAUUCGUACGGGCGACGACAGCGUCCUUCUGGAAACUCGACCAAAUCCCCCUCUUCUCGAUGCCGCCAUGGGGUUGAGCAUGGGAUGUGGCGUUCUUGCCAGUGCAUGCCUCGUGGUUCGAUUUGCUGAGAGGCACAUACGCUUAAUGACAUUCUUGUGCAUCGUGUUCUUGACGCUUCACGAUCUUAUAAACAUACCUGCCGUUACAAUAUUCGGUGUUGAGCACCGAUUUGACGACGGAUUUACUUAUGGGCAGUCAUUUUGGUUCACUGUCUGCUCCACAAUUGCCUCUACGGCUACAAAUAUUACCCUCAUUACCGACUAUUAUCAAACAAAGGAUUUUAUACAUUCUGGAAGCGGACUAACACAUAAGCAACGCUCUCUGGUCAUUAUUGUUAUUGUAUUGCUUUGCUACGUAUCCAUCGGGUCCCUUAUACUGGCUAUCAUGCUAAAUAUAACAUUUAUCGACGCCCUAUACUUCUCUGUUGUUUCAAUCGAAACCGUCGGAUUCGGUGACCUCCAUCCAUUAACUACAGGCACACGCAUCUUUACGUGCUUCUACAUCGCCGGAGGAAUUCUUAACCUUGCUCUAGCGGUUGCCCUCUCACGUGAAGCCUUGCUCGAAUCCGCCGCGGUCGGGUUCCGUACUCGUCUGAGAGCAGCAGAAACGCGUCAGCGCGAGCGACAUAUCCGGAGCCGGUGGCGCGCUGCCGUGCGCUGGCGGCUCCGCGCCCAAGGUCAGCCAAUGUGGAUCAACGAUCGCGAUGAAGAGCGACGACUACGCGUCGGGGAAAAACUGCACCAUCACUGGUACUCCGCCGUCUGCCAUAUGUGGCGGAAGAUCUGGGACGAGGUGUGGAGGGAAUGGGAAGACCCUGCGUGGAAGUAUGUCUAUGGCCCAGGUCACAGGAGGUUGAAUUUGGAAGUGUUGACGGAAGCGCAGCUAGAAACUGCAGCUCUGGAGGCGGGAGCACCACUCUCUGAGUUAGUACCAAAGGGACUGAAGCUCAGAGAUGGAUCUCAGUCUGAUGGGGGUCACGGUCCUACUUUUCCUCGCUUUGAUUCAACCGUAAGUGGAACGGGUAUCCCUCCCUCACUUACCCAUGUUCGUAUUGGAGGAAUGGUUUCAUUACUAGGAAAAUUUGCUGUCGCCAUGGCUGGGGGAUUUGAAUAUACUCUGGAACCACAAACCGCAGCAACCUUUGUGGAUCAAGACGGUGAAGCUGAUCUUGGCGCAGUGGAUAAAGAUGGCGACCCGACGCCGACUGGCCUGGGUGUACCAUUUUCACGGACAAUGACUAUGACGACCUUUAUAGAGGACGAAACAACACUGGCAGAAUCACUGGAGAUUGAACGACGGAAUGCAUUUCGUGCCAGGCUCACGGUCGCAUUGACGCUAUUUAUGCUUUUCUGGAUGGCUGGAUCGGCUAUUUUUAUGCAUACAGAGGGAUGGGCAUUCGGAUCCGCUGUAUAUUUCUGCUUUAUUUCUUUCACUACCGUUGGAUAUGGGGACCUUGCACCUAAAACUCCAGCAGGUCGAUCGAUAUUUGUAGUUUGGGCUCUUCUUGGUGUUGGAACAAUGACGAUCCUGAUAUCUAUUCUCGCUGAAGCAUACUCAAAUCAAUAUAAAAGUAUGAUCAAGUCUGAAGUUAUACAGGAAUCGACGAUAAUUAAAAUACCAGACGAUUAUUCUGUUGCACCUCGCAGACCAUCUGCUAUCUCUUUCGGGAACGGUUUGAACACGUUUCCAGCAUGUGCAAACACGCCACGGAUCGGAAGAAGUCGAGGACCUAGCGUGGCUGCUUCUACAGGGCUUCAGAUUGGAUCGACGGCUGUUGCGAGCAUGUUGCAGCAGCGACAGGCGAAGGGUGAAAUGGACAUUCUGCCACAACAAGUCUUGAAGCAUGCUGAAAGCAUACGCACUCUCCUUGCGAGACUCACUUCCGAUAAAAAUGCCGUACCUCCGCCUGAAGCAGCCAAUGAUAUUUCAGGUGUUCCUUUCUCUUCUCCUAUCAAUUUGGACCAGUUGCUUUCUGAAGUUGAAAAAUCAUUGCAUGACAUAACCAGUUCUGCUAAAAGAGCGAUGGACACACCCUAA
This is a messenger RNA of Psilocybe cubensis, 2376 nucleotides long. RefSeq lists its product as uncharacterized. Gene Ontology annotation, biological process: stabilization of membrane potential; potassium ion transmembrane transport. NCBI's taxonomy places the organism in Eukaryota, Fungi, Basidiomycota, Agaricomycetes, Agaricales, Agrocybaceae. Bases 1 to 2376 code for a protein of 791 amino acids. Gene Ontology annotation, cellular component: membrane. The record is from RefSeq and is a predicted model, not a curated record. Gene Ontology annotation, molecular function: potassium ion leak channel activity. The transcript is spliced from 11 exons.